Papilio polytes (common Mormon) is the source of this 2009-nucleotide messenger RNA. Its product is annotated as luciferin 4-monooxygenase-like. Gene Ontology annotation, molecular function: long-chain fatty acid-CoA ligase activity. Gene Ontology annotation, biological process: long-chain fatty acid metabolic process; fatty-acyl-CoA biosynthetic process. Bases 90 to 1742 code for a protein of 550 amino acids. The record is from RefSeq and is a predicted model, not a curated record. Lineage: Eukaryota; Metazoa; Arthropoda; Insecta; Lepidoptera; Papilionidae. The transcript is spliced from 12 exons.
GAAUUUAUUAGUGUCUUGCGUACGGCACAUAUGUAGACUAUAGGAUCAGUGUCUGAUAAUACGGGAAACAUAAACAAAGAGCAAUAAAUAUGACUAUACCGAAGCGUAUGAACGACUCUGUACAUUGGUUUAUGAAUGACCUUUCGAGUCGUGUCAUCGCCCAAACUGGGAUACCAAGUGACAGAUACCAUCUGGGGAAAUUGAUCUUUCAAAGUCUCAAGGAUGCCCCGGACUUUCUACUUCAGAUUGAUGGAUCGACGGGAGAAUCAGAAACAAACGGUUCAGUGUUAAAAAGAUCUGUCCAAUGUGCGAUUGCUCUGAAAAAUCUCGGCUUGAAGCGAGGUGACAUCGUGGUGAUGAUGGCACCAAACCAUAUACAUUUAACGAUUCCGUUUUACGCAGCUUUAUACAUCGGUGUUGGAACUUCUGCAGUCGAUCGGACAUUAGGCCCUUUGGAAUUGAAGGAUAGUUUCGAAGUUAGCAGACCUAAAGUAAUAUUUUGUCAAAGUGAGAAAGCGACCGACGUCCAAUUGGCUCUAAAUAAGUUGGAUCAUAACGCGCACAUCAUUACCAUUGAUAAGGGAGAUUAUCUCUUCGAUUAUGACGAAUUUCUCAGAAAAUAUGGUGAUGAUUCCGCUGUAGAUGACUAUAAGCCAUCGGACUUCGACCCCGAGAACACAAUAGCGUUGCUCGUUGCUACGAGCGGAACGACGGGUCUACCUAAAUCAGCUACAGUCAAUCACAAGAAUAUAGCUAUCACAAAUCCUUACACAUGGAUAAAGGAAUCCAAUUUCCCCGGACCGACACGCAUGGCCUUGAUCUGCUCUCCUAUGCAAUGGAUGACAGCAAUCAUCAACUUCGUACUGUCUCCGAUACUAAGGUAUACCAGACUACAGAGCACUGAAUCUAUCACACCAGAGCACGGGGCAUACCUCAUCGAUAAAUACAGGCCUACUUUUACGAUCAUGAGUCCGACAUUAAUGACUACGUUGUUGAAAAAUGGCAUUGCUAGAAAUUGUGACAUGACAUGUUUUGAACUAAUAUAUUUAGGCGGCAGUGCUGUGUCUCGGGAACUUCUUGAGGAUUUAAAGCAAGUCAUGCCCCGCACCGAAGUUCUAAACGUAUUUGGUAUGACGGAACUAUCAAGCAUCGCUUUCAUGCAAGAAAAUGGCCCGAUAGAGUCAUGCGGUAAACCGAUUGGCUGCUUCCAAUAUCGGAUAGUAGACCCAGAGACGAAGAAGGACAUUGUAGAGCCAAAUGUACGAGGGGAGUUAUGGGUGAAAGGACCUGGUAUUUUUAAGGAAUAUUACAACAAUCCAAAAGCAACCAGGGAGACAUUCGCAGAAGAUGGUUGGUUUAAAACAGGAGAUAUGUUCUACAGAGACGAGCAUUAUAAUUAUUAUUAUGUUGAACGAAUAAAAUUGCUGUUGAAAUAUAGAAAUCAUCAGAUAUCACCAUUAGAAUUAGAGAGUGUAAUAAGACAACACCCAGCGGUCCAAGACGUGGCAGUAGCAGGGAUACCUGAUGCAGAAUGUGGAGAAUUGCCUGUCGCUUGUGUCGUUGUGCGCCCAGGACAUACAGUUACAGCACAGGAAAUAAAGGACUUGGUUAAAGAUAACUUAACGGACACUAAACAAUUACGAGGCGGUGUGAUAUUCCUCAAUGAAAUACCAAUGACGGUAACAACAAAAAUUCACAGAAGAAAACUUAAGGAAUUAGUUCUAACUAUGGAUAAAGAAUAACUUGUAACGAUGUAUUUUCGAAACGGAAGAAUAUGCUAACAACGUUAUAGUAUAUACGUUUUCACAAUGGAAACAAAAAUAACAUCCAAAGCACUUAUUAGGAUGAAAUCCGACUCGAAGGACCACUAAAGUAUAUUUUAGAAUUGAUUUCUUCGCGCAAUAAUUGCAUUUAUACCGAUUUUUCUUAUCGAAUAAUGAUGAUAAAUAGAUCUUAUUUUAUUAAUAUUUUUUAGUCUCUGACACUAUAUGAAGGAAAUAAAAAAUUGC